UGCAAACCGAAUCACCUCAGGUCAGGUAUUGUCUACCGGCCAUGCAUCAGCCAGGCCCAUCGCUAAUCGACUCUUCCGCUAGUCAAGCCAUCCGCGUAGCAAAGCGCCUCGGAGGCACAGACAAUCCAAACCAUCGACGCAAAGUGUGCGCUCGUCCACCCCACCGUUGAUUUCCUGACUCGUCCAGAUCGAGUGAUGUGCCGCGGACGAGGAGCGGGUGGGGAGGAUAAUGUCGACGGACUGACGAGGGCAUUCGAGAUGUUUCGGUUUCUGGCCGCAACGGAACCCGCGCCCGCAAAACAAAACCCCCUCCCACAUCGUCAUGCACCACCGCACGGUCCGUCUCAUUGGCGAGCACGACAUGCAUUCGGCAGCAUGGGCAUUGCAGGCCAAGACAUCUACCUAGACCACCGGGCGGAAAGACAAGCAGCAAGCGAAUGGGGGGCCAGCUGAUACACCAAUACAAACACGUCCGAUGUCAUUACAUGGAAUUUACACAGGAAUUAUUGCGGC
Molecule: messenger RNA, 513 nt
Organism: Colletotrichum navitas
Lineage: Eukaryota; Fungi; Ascomycota; Sordariomycetes; Glomerellales; Glomerellaceae
Exons: 2
Coding region: 196-453 (85 amino acids)
Source: RefSeq, a predicted model, not a curated record